Molecule: messenger RNA, 2417 nt
Organism: Periconia digitata
Lineage: Eukaryota; Fungi; Ascomycota; Dothideomycetes; Pleosporales; Periconiaceae
Source: the annotation of a GenBank genome assembly
UCCUAUCCUCGCAGUCUCUCCGCUCCUAAACUUCCCCAUUACCCCGGCCGUGUAGCGAGUUGCAGCACCAUCAUCGGUAGUCCGCCAACAUGGCACAAUUCAUUGGGCAAUCAUGGAAGUCGUUUUGGCACACCAUGACCUCCAACGACCGUCAUGCCUCGCACGAUUCUCCCUACCGUACCGGUCGUCACAUUCCCUUGCCCCAGAGCCGCCAUGCUCCCCUCACAUCCGUCGCAACCAACGGCGCAGAAUCCCGGGUGGACUUAUCCUCGCCAUACACACACGACGACACUCCAACGAGCAAUGGCUUCAUUGGCUCGCCCAGGGGCCCUCUCUCGCCAACUUCUCCCUAUUCUCCGGGAAUGCGUUCAUCGCUGAGUCGUCAGGCCACUGCCGACUCCGAUACUUUUGAUAAGGCCGCCAAUGGCGAUGUUCCUCUGCAAAACUUCUCGGAAGGUCUCCCCCCUGCCCCGCCAGUCGGCCAUUCGUGGAGGCGCAUCGAUCGAUGGGUCGAGGAUCACUACGAGGAGCUUUUUGACAAUCUCUGCGAGGGCUGCACAUCAAACGAUGUGAAUGAGCUUGAGCACGAGCUGGAUGCCACUCUUCCCAUGGAUGUUCGUGAGUCGCUACAAGUACACGAUGGUCAGGAGCGCGGUGGUCUGCCUACCGGCAUCAUUUUCGGAUGUAUGUUGCUCGACUGCGAGGAGGUCGUCAUGGAGUGGCAAAACUGGCGCACCGUUGCUGAGGAGUUCCUCACUACCAAGCCCGACUACAACAGGACCCCACAGAUCCCAGUCAAGGCCUUUGCUGGAUCUUCCUCGACGGUUCCUGUAUCCCAACCCCAGUCAAACACAAACCCGCUCUGGCGACAAGACCUGCUUGCCAAGCAAGACUCCCAGCCGCCAAAUGCUGUUCAGAAGGCUUACUCGCACCCUGCUUGGAUCCCCCUCGCUCGUGAUUGGGGAGGUAACUACCUUGCUACUGACCUUGCUCCUGGCCCAACCGGUACCUGGGGUCAGAUUAUCAUCUUUGGUCGUGACUAUGACUGCAAAUACGUGGUUGCGCGUUCGUGGAGUGCCUUGCUCGCCAUGGUCGCCGAUGAUCUUGGUACCGACAAAGUCCACAUUGAGGAAGAGACUGGCGAGCUCAAGCUCCUGGAAUUCAAGAAGAAGCAAAACGUAGAGCCGCCUUACUUGGAAAUCCUUCGCUGGCGCUGCGAUCAAAAGUACGGGCGGAAGCCACCCAAGAAGCGCCCUCAGAGCGGGCUCCGCAUCAACUCUAACGGCGGUCCCUCGUCCGCCGGACCUAGUAGCACAAGCAGCAGCCCCUAUGGCAGCCCCGUUCUCGGUCCUGAAGAUCGCGGCCGAAGCCCCCACCGGCUAUCCCAGAACCCCAAGAAGAAGGGAGUGAGCCCUCGUGCCAAAAUGUCGAGUCCGCUUGCGAGGGUCGCGGAAGAGACGCCGCAACCGAUCCGUGUCCACACCGACCUCGACUCCAAGGCAGGUGCACCUCAGGAGCAGUUGAUCUCCGUCGAUACCCCACGACCCAGCGAUGAUAUUCCGGCGAGACAAAGCUUCGGUAGCGACAAAGAAAACAAGAAGGAGAAGGCGAUGACAUCACCAAAGAGCCCUGAAGCCCCUGCAAAGAGCGCCACCGCGGCCGACGCUUCGGAGCUCAAGACGGUCGAGAUAUAAGGAUGCCACUUUCUUAAUUUCCUCUUCCUUUGAGCGACGGAGGCGUUCUGCUGCGUUCCUUUCUCAACACUCCAUCACGAUGUCAUUGUUUCUCCUUGAAGCGACAAACUGUUACACAUGAUCUAUUUUCCCCCACUUGGGGUCCGCUGGAUACGGGCAAUGCUCUCUCUCUCUUUUUUUAACACACACUUCACGCACACUACCACGUCGGAAAACAGAAUCAAGUGCAACACGACGGUCAUAAAAUAUGACAUGUAUUCGAAAGAUCCCCUUAAUCUUCUCUUCCUUUUUUCUUUCUUUCUCUCUAUACCAAACAUGAUGAACCAUGGGUUGUCCUUUCCUCCCUUUUUUUAUAAUCUUUGGAAACGGUGCAAAGGGGCGAAAGCGAAAUUACCGACUUCUCUAUCUUGGUCUGCGUUUUUCCUCGGGGAAACCUCUUGUUUUGGGACGAAUAGCGAUGUGCGGUAGACGGGCUCGAGGUCGAACAAAGAGAUGGAGACAGAGGAGGGCGUGGUUUGCUUGUCGGGUGUUUGCUUGGGUUUGGGCUCCGGUUUCGAUUCAGGUUCUGUAUGGGCAGCAUGUGUGUAUUGCGUUGUGUCGGAGCGAGCGUGCGUGCGUUGCAUGUGUAAAGAACAUACUUUGUACUGUCAAACCAAUUGGACCCUCUUUUCUGCAUAUAUGUAUAUCCAUCUCCUCAUCUCUAUUUCAUCCACACGUGCAUAU